Molecule: messenger RNA, 2201 nt
Organism: Mangifera indica (mango)
Lineage: Eukaryota; Viridiplantae; Streptophyta; Magnoliopsida; Sapindales; Anacardiaceae
Product: probable pectin methyltransferase QUA3
Exons: 7
Coding region: 203-1999 (598 amino acids)
Cellular component (GO): endosome; trans-Golgi network; cytoplasm
Molecular function (GO): methyltransferase activity
Source: RefSeq, a predicted model, not a curated record
CGCGUUAAACCUUACAAAAGUUGCAAUCACUCCCUCACCGUCAUCCUCAUCACUAUCACCCCUGCAACACUAUCAUUCUUUGCGACUGUGUGUGUUGCAGCUUAACUUACUUUCCAUUCAAACACAAACAAAUCAACAAAACUUUGCUUCUGUAUUUGUGGGCAUUCAAAUGUGCAUUUAAAAUCAUUCAGAUCACAUCCAAAUGGGUCACCUUAAUUUACCUGCGUCUAAACGUAACGCUCGCGAAUGGAAACUCCUGGACAUAGUCACAGCUACUUUCUUUGGGUUAGUCCUCUUGUUCUUCCUUUUAGUCUUCACCCCUCUUGGUGAUUCUCUUGCCGCGUCGGGCAGACAAGCCUUGCUUCUUUCCACUUCCGAUCCACGUCAGCGGCACCGACUGGUGGCUUUAAUUGAAGCGGGUCACCAUCACAAACCUAUCGAUUCCUGCCCUGCUGACUCUGUAGACUACAUGCCUUGCGAGGAUCCGAGGCGCAACAGCCAACUCAGUAGAGAAAUGAAUUUCUAUCGGGAAAGGCACUGCCCUUUACCUGAUGAAACCCCGCUUUGUUUGAUUCCUCCGCCUGAUGGCUAUAAAAUUCCUGUUCGCUGGCCUGAGAGCUUGGGCAAGAUAUGGCAUGCCAACAUGCCAUACAAUAAAAUUGCAGACAGGAAAGGUCACCAAGGUUGGAUGAAAGAGAGUGGCCCUUAUUUCAUUUUCCCUGGUGGCGGCACCAUGUUCACCGAUGGUGCUGACAAGUACAUUGAUAAACUAAAACAGCACAUUCCUAUAAAUGGGGGAACUCUGAGGACUGCCCUUGAUAUGGGAUGUGGGGUUGCUAGCUUUGGGGGAUCUAUGUUGGCGGAAGAUAUAUUAACUCUCUCCUUUGCCCCUAGAGAUUCGCACAAAGCACAGAUACAGUUUGCAUUAGAAAGAGGGAUACCAGCAUUUGUUGCCAUGCUCGGCACUCGCAGACUUCCGUUUCCUGCCUUCUCAUUUGAUUUUGUGCAUUGCUCUAGAUGUUUGAUUCCAUUUACUGCCUAUAAUGCAACUUAUUUCAUUGAGGUUGAUCGAUUACUUAGGCCUGCUGGGUACCUAGUCAUCUCUGGCCCCCCAGUACGGUGGCCUAAACAAGAGAAGGAGUGGACAGACCUCCAGGCAGUGGCAAGUGCCUUGUGUUAUGAAUUGAUUGCUGUUGAUGUAAACACUGCCAUCUGGAAGAAACCCAUCGGAGAUUCAUGUCUACCCAACCAGAAUGAGUUUGGACUUGAAUUGUGUGAUGAAUCAGAUGACCCAAGUUAUGCAUGGUAUUUCAAGUUAAAGAAAUGUGUCAGUAGGAUUUCUUCUGUGAAAGGAGAGUAUUCGGUUGGUACAAUCCCACAGUGGCCAGAGCGGCUAACAAGAACUCCUUCAAGGGCCUUGGUAAUGAAAAAUGGGUAUGAUAUAUUUGAGGCUGACACAAGGCGAUGGAGAAGAAGAGUUUCUUACUAUAAGAAAUCUCUGAAAGUGAAGCUGGGAACUCCAGCCAUACGCAAUGUUAUGGACAUGAAUGCAUUUUUUGGAGGUUUUGCAGCAGCAAUUGAUUCUGAUCCUGUCUGGGUGAUGAAUGUUGUUCCUGCUCACAAACCAUCAACCCUCAGUGUAAUUUAUGACAGAGGCCUUAUUGGGGUCUAUCAUGAUUGGUGUGAGCCUUUUUCAACAUAUCCCCGAACUUAUGAUCUAAUUCAUGUGGCUGGUAUUGAAUCACUUAUAAGGAGUCCAGGGUCAAGGAAGAACAGGUGUAGCAUAGUAGAUCUAAUGGUUGAGAUGGAUAGAAUGUUGCGGCCAGAGGGAACAGUGAUUAUUCGAGAUUCUCCUGAAGUCAUUGACAAAGUAAGCCGUGUAGCUCAUGCCGUACAGUGGACAACUGCCAUACAUGAGAAAGAACCAGAAUCAAAUGGGCGAGAGAAAAUUCUCGUUGCAACCAAAAACUUUUGGAAGCCACCUUCAACAUCCCACUGACAGAAGUUUUAGUGUAUCUAAUAAUAGGUAUUAUUCGUUCUUUGUCAUUUUUAUUCUUAAUUGAAGCAAAUAUGUGAUCUCCAUUACAUCAAACGAUGUAGUUUGCUUCACAAUUGUUUUGGUUUAUUAAGAAACAAUAGGGUUAAAUGUGUUGGUUGGUGAAAGUAUAAAAAUGGAAAGACUCUGCAGUUUGAUGUUAGUA